AUGUCACAAGUGAAUCACGAACGAAAUUCUAAAAGAAACCCAAGGGGGGGAGGAGAUAAUAAAAAUAAACGAACCAAUAAUCGAAACGAUGGUUCAUGCUAUAUUUGUGGACAACAUGGCCAUUUUUUUCGUGAUUGUACUAGUGAAAAAUUAUCAAAGCAUCAAGAUAUAGAAGAAAAUCAACUUAAAACAUUAUCUGAUAAUUUUAGCUCCGCUGAAUUGUCUUAUGAUGGAUCUGAUAAAAUCGUUUUUGUACCAAAAGGAGAUGAACAUAAAGGGGUAUGGAAAAGAUUGAUAAAGAAAGAAUUUACAAAUCAACAUAGAAUUAGGUACUUUGUUACAUCAUGUCUUGCUGCAGCGGACAAAAAAGUAGGGCACGAAGUUGAAGAACUUGUCUCGGAAUUGGGUCAGGCGGAAGGUUUGAAGCGUAUAAGAGAAGUUGUCAUGUUUGAUAUGUCCGUGGAUGCUGGUCUUUCCGGUGCGAUUGCCUCAUUCCAGCGUGUGAUAUUACCAUUCAUGGCGCUUCUAACUCGCUCAGGAAUUACUGAGUGCAAUAUAGAGAAAUAUGUUCAUCCAAUAUUUUUUGCAAAACCAUUUAUGCAUGAUGGUGUUAUUCCAAUGUUAGAGACUCUAGUUCAAAGAAAUGAUAUUUCUGACAGAAAAACAAGCCAAUCUCUGUUGCUUGAAGAUGACCCAGAUGCAUUUCUACCUACCUCAAUGGGCCAAUUCUUCUUGAUUAUUGUCAGAUUAUGUAAUGAACUUAUGAAACGUAUAAAGGAGGCAUCGAUUAAUGAUACAAUGCACAAAAUUGUGUCGAGAAUCGAAGAUGCGAAAAAUUUGUGGAAAAAUUCCCUUCAACAAACUAUUGAAACAUCUAAAGAUCCACUUGCUUCUAAUAUUGAUCGCGAACUUUCUAAGAAUGGACCACGUCAUGAUAAUGAUUUUAGUGAAAUAUCAAAAAUUUCAAUUAUUCCUACUAAGGAUGAAGUUUUAUGUAAACGGGAACCAUUUUUACCCACAACAAAUAUGGAAGAAUCCUUACAUUAUCUUCCAAAAGGUUCUGAACGACUUCUUGAUACACAAUUUCGUCUUCUACGAGAAGAUAUGAUGUGUCCUAUACGUCUUGGUAUUGUAAAUUUCAUUGAAUUUUUGAGGUUAGGUGAAAAUAACGCGAAGAUUAAAAAGUUACGGGAACGUGGUGGAAGGCAUAAGUAUGAUAAUAGUGUAGACGGGACGAAUGGAAGCGAUUUAAAUGUAUAUGCAAAUGUUCGUUUUUCUGAAAUAAAAGUCGAUAAAAGGCGUGGAUUUUCUUGUAGAAUGGAAUUCACACAACCCCCAAUGCGACGUCAUUCAGAAAAUAAGAAUAGUCGAUUGCAGUAUUGGAAUAAAAGUAGAAAACUUAUGAAUGGAAGUUUGGUCUGCUUACUUUGGCCAUCCGGCAAAAAUUCAUCUGCUAAUGCUAAUAAUGGCCCUCAAUUUUCUUUAUACUUUGGAACUGUAUCACUUCGUGACGAAAAUUUGUUAGCUCAAAAACAACUUACUGCUGUGGUUGACAUCAGUUUUAUUGAUACAUCAAUUUAUAUAAUUGCCUUGAAAGAUAUAAUGAAAAAAAAUUCAAAUAAACAGACAACAGGAUGUUUCAUGGUCGAAUCUACAGGAGUGUAUUUUGAGUCAUAUUUCCAUAUUUUAAGAACUCUUAAAGAAACUACACCUUCGAGUCUUCCUUUUGAAAGAUAUUUGGCACCACAAGAAAUCGAAAGUUCCUCGUUUGCUUUAGUUGACCCGCCUACAUAUGCUAGAGCGCCUGGAUUCGAAUUUGAUUUGUCUGUGCUACUUGAAGAUAAAAACAAACAACUUAAACUAAGAGUUGCUGACAUAUCAUCUCAUCAAACUGUUGUUCAAAACCUUCAAUCGUUGAGUAGACUUGAUGAGAGUCAAGCACAAUCUCUCGUAAAUUCUUUAUGUCGAGAAGUUGCUUUAAUUGAAGGUCCGAUAUUAACAAUUUGUUUUACUAAUCAUGCUUUGGAUCAGUUUCUUGAGAAUUUAUUAAAAGUUGGAAUUCAAAAUAUUGUACGAUUGGGAAGUCGAUCAAGGUCUGAAAUUAUUAGAGAUUUCAAUCUAGAAGAGAUAUGUCGAAAUCGCGCUCGCUCUAAACAUCAAGGAUGGUUGUUAGCUCAAGGAUAUAAAGAACUUGAGCAAAUUGAAAAAAAGGCAGAUCAAUUACAAAAUAAUUUAACUAACAAAUUUUUGGAUUGGAAUGAUGUUUCUGUUUAUUUGAAAGUGGAAUACCCAGACCACUUGAGAAAUUUUCAGUAUCCAGAUAUACCAGACUUUUUACUUGAAACUACAGUUGAAGACGAUGAAGAAGAUGGAAAGUGGAGAAAAGCUAAAAAUAAGAGAAACAAAAAACGAUCAGUGUUUAGCCAAUGGGUUGAUGGUGAUGAUUUGAAUCUUGCACAGAUACCUAGCAGUAAUCGGUCUUUGGAGGAACUGAAAGUUGAUCCUAAUAUUUGGCAAAUGUCUAGUGCCGAAAGAGCAACUUUGUAUGAAUGUUGGAAAGAGGAUAUUAAAUCUGAAUCUUUUGAAGAGCUUGACAAAAUUCAAAAAAUGUAUGAAGCGAAAAAAAAGGAGGUAGAAGAGAUUUACGAUGAAGGUCGUCGUCAGAUUCUUCGAAACUGUGAUGUAAUUGGAAUGACAACAAACGGAGCAGCCAAAUUUCAAACUUUAAUUCGCUCUAUUGGACCACGUAUAAUCAUUUGUGAAGAAGCAGGUGAGCUUCGUCCUCAUUGCGCUACAUACUCUUUGACAUGCGAUUCGAAAACUGGAAUUAAUUACGCACUUGACAAAAGUCUUUUUGAACGCCUUGUUAAUGGUGAUCAGACAAUGCGCCUAGAAAAAUCGCAAUUGCACACACAAAGAAGGAUGAGAAAAGAAGUUUCUGACUUAAUUCGGCUUACAUUAUAUGAGAAACUCAUUGAUGACGAAAAAAUCGUCAAUUACCCAGAUGUACGCGGUGCUCAAAGAAAUGUUUAUUUUAUGGAUCAUCGUCAUCCUGAAGAUUCAGGUGAAAAUGAUUUUGCAAUAAAUUCACAUUCAAACACCUUUGAGGUGGAAAUGGUAGUAGAACUUGUUAAGUAUUUUGUUCGUAAUGGCUACAAUAAACUAAAUCAAAUUGCAGUGUUGACUCCAUAUCUCGGACAGCUAAUUAAAAUAAGAGAUGCGCUACAAAAAUCAUUUGUUGUGGUAAUUGACGAACGUGAUGAUCAAUUGAUUACUAAUAUGGAGGAAAGCAUGGAUGCUGAAAAUGAAAAUACAGAUAGCGGGUCAACGACUUUCACUACCGCUACUGAAAAGAAGUUGUCACAACAAGUUGUUCUUCGUACAGUUGACAAUUUUCAAGGAGAAGAAGCCGAUAUAGUGAUUGUGUCGCUUGUUCGUAAUACUAGAAAUAUGGAUCGUGGAAAUAUUGGAUUUUUGAAGUCAACAAAUCGUUCUAAUGUCCUAUUAUCACGUGCAAAACAUGGAAUGUUCCUUUUGGGAAACUCAGAGCUUAUGGAAAAGCAUUCCGAAUUUUGGAGAAAAGUUUUGCUAAUUUUACACGAACGUGGUCAAAUUGGGCCAGGAUUUCCAAUUGUAUGUGCUCAACACCCUCAUUAUAGGAAUACCAUAUAUGAAGCCGAACAAUUUAGUGAAGUUUCUCCGGAUGGUGGUUGUUUCGAGCCCUGUCAACAACAGUUAAAAUGCGGACAUACAUGUCCAUAUAAAUGUCAUUCGGAUGAUCCGCAGCAUAUUGGUGUUUUUUGCAGAAAAGAUUGCACAAGAUUGCAUCCAGAUUGUGGGCAUCCGUGUAGGAAUAAAAUGUGUGGAGAAGAGUGUGGCAAAUGUUAUUGGCCGAUUGAAAAUAUUCCAUUACCAUGUGGGCACGAAUAUAAAAAUGCCAAGUGUAACGACAAUAAAAAUAAAGAAAGGCUCCGUUGCCAUGAAAUGGUUCUAAGGAAAUUACCUAAAUGCGAACAUGAGCAUUUAAUGGAGUUGUCUGAGAAAACGAAUCCAGAUAAUCUGCCUUUAGACACUGAAGGUCACGUAUGUAAAGAAAAAUGUCAUGAUGGUCGAUCGUGUAGACCUUGUAGAAGUUUCUGCAAUGUUUCUUGUGCACAUUCAAGAUGUAAACAAGUCUGUUCAGAACCUUGCUCAGUGUGUGCUGAAGAAUGUGAAUGGCAAUGUGAACAUGAGGGUGCUUGCAAUUUACCAUGUGGUGUACCUUGCAUCCGACUUCCAUGCGAUUUGCGAUGUGAAAAAUUACUAGGUUGUGGACAUCAAUGUUUCGGACUUUGCGGCGAGAAAUGUCCACCAUCAAAGUACUGUGCAGAUUGUACUACAGAUGAUAAUGUCAAAAAUCAAGUUGUUGAUUUGAUUAUGCAAGAAACUUUUGCAGAAGUGGAUUGGACUCUUGAACGAAUGGUUGUUUUAGAGUGUGGUCAUGUAUUUACAGCAGAAAGUUUAGAUAAUUGGAUGGUUAUGAAAGAUUAUUACGAAAUGGACAAUGACAAUAACUGGAUCCGAAUCAAACCAAUUACCUCGAAACUAAUAGAUUCUAAAACUUGUCCACAAUGCCGUGCUCCCAUUAAUAUAUAUCGUUACGGAAGAGCAACUAAGAAAAAUGUUUUGGAUGUGCAGAACAAAAAAUUUUUAAUGAAAUGCGAAUUCCAAUUGAAAGAACAAAACAAAAGUAUAAAGAAUGCUACAGCACAAUUAGAAAAUAAGCGAAAGAAAAUUUUGGAUGAAAUUAAAAUGCCUCCUAAAGUUCAAAGAAAAAAAGAAAUGAACGUUAUGGAAAAAGGACCUGCAUUUCAAGCAAUUCCAGAAGUUAUACCAACAGAACAAUAUAUAUUGCUUGAAAAAUAUCAUAUUCCAACGUCGCAUGAAGAGAGAUGGAGUAAUCAUAUAUCCGUGCUUCUAGCCAUAUAUCGAAAUUUGAUGCGAUUAAUGUCGGCGACUAAGUCUCCGCCAUAUAAACUAGCAUACGAGGCUGCAGUAUCUCGAUUGUAUAAUUCUAAAACCAAAAUUGAUAUGGAUGAUCUAGUCAAAAAUCUUGAAUCAUUUAAUCUUUUAGAUUAUGAUUCUCCUGCUCGUCAGCGUCUCAAAUUCCAGGAAACAUUGGCAGAAGUUGGGAUAAUUGCUCCAAAAGUAGAUGUUCGUGUAUAUCUUGAUGCAUUUUUUAACAUAGUUAAUAUCCAAAAAGUAAUCUUUCAUGAAGUCUCCAAGAUUAUUUCAGAGUUGCCAAAAGAAACUCUUACAGCAACAGAAACAGCAAUUCAGCGCGUUUCUUAUAGUAAAAAUUGGAUUAGCUUUGGGGAAUAUAUGAUCGAAACCGUUAGAAAACACCUUGAUUCAAUAAUUACUAUAGCUCAAGAGAAUCAAUAUCGUCGUCACCUUGUUCUGGCCUCGUUAGAAUUAGCGGAAUUUGAAAUUAAAGCAGAGCGAUUUAAACUUAGACAUCCUCCCACGGGUAUCGUAACUCCUACGAUCCAAGAUGCCGUUAAGAACAAGUGUACUGAAAUUGAGAAAAUAUGCAUACAUAUUUGUGAUGAAGUACUCCCUAAAAUGAACGUUGAACAUUUUGAAAAAGAAUGCAAAUCGAGAGUUGAUAAAAUUCUUUUGGAAGUUUUGGAUCUUCAUACAGCUGCACUAAAAGAUAGACCUUUAACAUUCGAAGAAAAGUUGGAAAUACAUGAAGCAAUGAAAUUUGAAUUGCAAGGAUCUGGGCAUUGGUAUCAAUGUCCUAAUGGUCAUCCUUACACGAUUGGUGAUUGCGGAAAUGCCGAUCAAGAAAGCCGUUGUCCGGAGUGUGGCGAGAGAAUCGGAGGCCAAGGUUAUAUACUUGCUGUUGGAAAUAGUCGGAAUGCGGAAUUUGAACGUAUGCAGUAG
Molecule: messenger RNA, 5928 nt
Organism: Cetraspora pellucida
Lineage: Eukaryota; Fungi; Glomeromycota; Glomeromycetes; Diversisporales; Gigasporaceae
Source: the annotation of a GenBank genome assembly